UGUCUCCAAAGAGGAGCGCCCACAGUCACUGCACACAGCAGUGAUGGAGUCAUUGAUUUUAGGCAAUUGUUUUUAGAUUAGGGAGCAAACAUGGUUUUUAUCACCUUGAAGCAUAGACAGCUAAUGCUGAUAGAGGACUUGAAAGAACACGUGGCUUAGGAUCUAGAGACUCCAUCUCAUCAGUGCGUUAUGCCAAGGUUUACAAACCAUCUUUCCACUCCACCCAAGAUCAUGGUUAUGGAGCCUAGAAUUCUGCCUAAGGAGCCACCAACACAGGACCAUGGAAGUCCAUGAAUUAUUCCGGUACUUCCGGAUGCCAGAGCUGAUUGACAUCCGGCAGUAUGUGCGCACUCUUCCAACCAACACACUCAUGGGCUUUGGAGCUUUUGCGGCACUUACCACUUUCUGGUAUGCCACAAGACCCAAGGCUCUCAAGCCACCAUGUGACCUUUCCAUGCAGUCUGUGGAAGUAGCGGGUACUGACGGUGCUCGCAGAUCCGCACUCCUCGACAACGACAAGCUCUUGGUGUACAUCUACGACGAUGUCAGAACACUGUACGAUGGCUUCCAGAGGGGCAUGCAGGUGUCAAACAAUGGUCCUUGUUUGGGUUCUAGAAAGCCAGACCAGCCCUACGAAUGGAUUUCCUACAAAGAGGUUGCAGAACUGGCUGAGUACAUCGGCUCCGCACUGAUCCAGAAGGGUUUCAAGGCCUCCCCAGAACAGUUCAUCGGCAUCUUUUCUCAAAACAGACCUGAGUGGGUGAUCAUCGAGCAGGGAUGCUUUGCUUAUUCGAUGGUGGUUGUUCCACUCUAUGAUACCCUUGGAGCCGAAGCCAUCACCUACAUAGUGAACAAAGCUGAACUCGCUGUGAUUUUUGUCGACAAGCCAGAAAAGGCCAAACUCUUGUUAGAAGGUGUAGAGAAUAAGCUAACUCCCUGCCUUAAAAUCAUAGUCAUCAUGGACGCCUAUGGCAGUGAUCUGGUGGAACGAGGCAAGAAGUGUGGGGUGGAAAUCAUCAGCCUGAGGGCUCUGGAGGACCUUGGAAAAGUGAACAGAAAGAAACCCAAGCCUCCAGCACCUGAAGAUCUUGCAAUAAUUUGUUUCACAAGUGGAACUACAGGCAACCCCAAAGGAGCAAUGAUCACUCACCGAAACAUUGUGAGCGAUUGCUCAGCUUUUGUGAAAGCAACAGAGAACUCAUUCAUCGCUUCCCCAGAUGAUACUCUGAUAUCUUUCUUGCCUCUCGCCCAUAUGUUUGAGACCAUUGUAGAGUGCGUGAUGCUGUGUCAUGGAGCUAAGAUAGGAUUCUUCCAAGGGGACAUCAGGCUUCUGAUGGACGACCUCAAGACGCUUCAGCCCACUAUCUUCCCGGUGGUUCCGAGGCUGCUGAACCGGAUGUUCGACAGGAUUUUUGGCCAAGCAAACACUACAGUGAAGCGAUGGCUGCUGGACUUUGCCUCCAAAAGAAAAGAAGCUGAGCUCCGCAGCGGCAUCAUCAGAAACAACAGCCUGUGGGAUAAACUCAUCUUUCACAAGAUACAGUCGAGCCUGGGUGGGAAAGUCCGGCUGAUGAUCACGGGAGCCGCCCCAGUGUCUGCCACAGUACUGACGUUUCUGAGGUCGGCGCUCGGCUGUCAGUUCUAUGAAGGCUAUGGACAGACCGAGUGCACCGCUGGGUGCUGCCUGAGCUUGCCUGGAGACUGGACAGCAGGCCAUGUUGGUGCCCCCAUGCCUUGCAAUUAUGUGAAGCUCGUGGAUGUGGAAGAAAUGAAUUACAUGGCCGCCAAGGGCGAGGGUGAGGUGUGUGUGAAAGGGGCAAAUGUGUUCAAAGGCUACUUGAAGGACCCAGCAAAAACAGCAGAAGCCCUGGAUAAAGAUGGCUGGUUACACACGGGGGACAUUGGGAAAUGGCUGCCAAAUGGCACCUUGAAGAUCAUCGACAGGAAAAAGCACAUAUUUAAACUAGCCCAAGGCGAGUACAUAGCACCAGAAAAGAUUGAAAAUAUCUACCUGCGGAGCGAGGCCCUAGCCCAGGUGUUUGUCCAUGGAGAAAGCUUGCAGGCGUUUCUCAUAGCCGUUGUGGUCCCAGACGCCGAGAACCUGGGUCCCUGGGCCUCCAAGAGAGGCUUUCAAGGCUCCUUCGAGGAACUGUGCAGAAACAAGGAUGUCCAGAAGGCUAUCCUGGAGGACAUGGUGAAACUCGGGAAGGAAGCUGGUCUGAAGCCCUUCGAACAGGUCAAAGGCAUCGCUAUACACACGGAAUUGUUUUCUGUUGACAAUGGCCUUCUGACUCCAACAAUGAAGGCAAAAAGGCCAGAGCUACGGAACUAUUUCAGGUCACAGAUAGAUGAAAUGUAUUCCACCAUCAAGAUUUAACGCGGGGAAGACGACUUGGAAGAAACGGCACACCUCCACAAUCCUCCUUGUACCAAUGGCCUUGGCGUUGGUAACUUUGCCUGCAGCCAGUGUGGGAAGGGAUAUGGCCAUGAUGGACUUGUCCACAGGGUCCUACCAUAGGGAUAGUCAAGGGCACGGAGCACCGCCUUACAGUCACUUGUGUUGCAGCCCAUGAUCCUGGUGAUACACACUUUCCAAAAUGAGCCUUAAAUAUAGUAAAGGGGAACCCAUAAAAGUGCUAAGUUAUUUAAGACUUCCUCAACCAAUAAGGUGGGUGUUGAAACUUCUGUCUCCUGUCUUUCUACCGGAGGGGUUAGGACUUCCCUCUUUCUGAUAUGUCUGCUCUCUGCUGCACAUCCUGCAGCUGUCUGUCUGCUGCUCUGAAGAGUACAGUGCACUGGAGGGACGCUGUCCCUUUAAGAACAAGUGUCCAGGCUGAAGAAAGUCACAGUGGACCACAGAUCUCUCUUUUAAAUCCUCCAGGGCCCCUGCACUUCUCCACCUCAUAUCCAGUACACUCACACAACCUAUCUGAUUUGUAAGGAUUCCAAAUGGCCCCCUGUUGUGCCUGCUGGGACACACGAUGCCCAGUAAAUGAAAGGACGGAUCCUCCUCAGAACAAUGUGGGUGCCCAGUCUAAGAAAAGAAAAAAAAAAAAAAAGAAAAGAAAAAAAAAAAAAUGGAGGCUCUUGAGAGCUAGCAGCUCCCCGCUCACACAGCAGGAUGCUCUUAGACUCUUCUCCAGAUCUGGUCCCCAGCCCCUUCCCAGGGGUUAUGAGAAAUCCUGCCUUAGACUCUGCCAUGAAGAUGGUAUUUCCAAGAACGACCUGGAUCGGCCAUGUUCAACUGUGACGCCUCUGCCACUGUCCACUCGCUCCUCGUGGAACCAGCUCGUGACUGUGACGGCCACUGGGCUCCAAACGUGGUUUUCCUAGCCAAUGAUGAUGUGAUCAACUUGCUUUUUUUUUCCUCCCAAUUAAACUCAGGCAAAGCAUGUCUUCAGAACUACUAAAGGAGUUGAUAAAUAUGGGUACUUAUUAAAAUGGACAGUAGUAAGUAAAUGUAAAACUUCCUGACUUCUAUGAGAUGCAUUUGACAAGCCAAAAUUCUGGGAUGUAGAAAUUGGGGGGAAAUCCUGGGAAUAACUUCUCAUGGGAUUUUUUUUUUCAAAGUUAAUUUGGGGAAUUAGCAGCAUUUUACUUUACUAUGAGUCUUUGCCACAUUUGACCUAGUGAAGCCGUCGUGUGUACAUGGGGAGCCACUGUUAUUGGGCGUGUGAUAGUGUGUGUGUGUGUCACUGAAGCACAGCUGGGUUUGCACUAAAGAAUCGUCAUUGUAACAACACUAUUUGGUAGCCUAACUUCAUACCUGUAUUCUUAAUUGCACACGAAGUCGAUAAUUUUCACAACGGGGUUUUGAAUGUUUGCUUUCCGUGUUGGCUAUUUCUAUGUUUUAUAAACCAAAACAGAAUUUCCAAAAACAAUGAAGGAAACCAAAAUAAAUAUUUCUGCAUUUCGA
Messenger RNA from Onychomys torridus (southern grasshopper mouse), 3916 nucleotides. RefSeq names its product acyl-CoA synthetase long chain family member 1 (gene Acsl1). Bases 281 to 2377 code for a protein of 698 amino acids. Gene Ontology annotation, cellular component: endoplasmic reticulum; membrane. The transcript has 21 exons. The record is from RefSeq and is a predicted model, not a curated record. Gene Ontology annotation, molecular function: arachidonate-CoA ligase activity. Gene Ontology annotation, biological process: long-chain fatty acid metabolic process; very long-chain fatty acid metabolic process; long-chain fatty-acyl-CoA biosynthetic process. NCBI's taxonomy places the organism in Eukaryota, Metazoa, Chordata, Mammalia, Rodentia, Cricetidae.